Molecule: messenger RNA, 389 nt
Organism: Entrophospora candida
Lineage: Eukaryota; Fungi; Glomeromycota; Glomeromycetes; Entrophosporales; Entrophosporaceae
Source: the annotation of a GenBank genome assembly
UUUUAUCAUCAUCUAAUGAUAUAGAAGAAUUAAAACAAUGUAUUAUAAUCAACAUUCAAAAAAAACUGGGAUUCAAUAGACAUCAUGUUGGUGUUAAGAAAUUCAUUUUGGAACCUUUUCCUGAAAACAUUUUUGCAAUGCUUUUUUUUCAACAAGAAAAUUUUUUUUAUUAUCCUAUUAAAAGAUACUAUAUUUGUAAAUUUGAAAAUAUUGAAGGAAGGAAUAAUUUAAGUAUAAUAUUAAAUAAUUAUAAAUGGUGGGAGAGAAAAAACAAUGCAACUGGUACAAUUUCUUUUGUUGUGAUGGAGGAUGAUGGAGUAGUAAAACCAGAAAUCAAAUUUCUUUGGAGAGAAAAAUUUUUAAAUAAUAUGAAAUGUGGAUUUUGUAAG